UAAUCCCAAAAAACCCUAGUGACCAGUGGGAAAAUGAAUCUGAGCCGUUUUUCUGAUCAUCUCUUAGCUCACUAACAGUUCUAGGGUUUAUAUAUCAUUCUCCUCCAUCUCUGUAAUUCGGUAGCCGUUUCUUCUUCUUUCACUUCCUUCUUGCACCCCAGCUUCAACAAUGGCCUUUGUGAAGGCUCAGAAGACCAAGGCUUACUUCAAGAGGUUCCAGGUCAAGUACAAGAGAAGAAGAGAGGGGAAGACCGAUUACAGGGCAAGGAUUUGAUUGAUUAACCAGGAUAAGAACAAGUACAACACUCCAAAGUAUCGCUUUGUUGUGAGAUUUACUAACAAGGAUAUCAUUGCACAAAUAGUAUCAGCCAGUAUUAUCGGUGAUUCAGUUCUUGCUUCAGCAUAUGCCCAUGAGUUACCUAUCUAUGGGCUUGAAGUAGGUCUUACAAACUAUGCUGCAGUAGCCGUUUCUUCUUCUUUCACUUCCUUCUCGCACCCCAGCUUCAACAAUGGCCUUUUGGUUCAAAGCUCUCUAAUCAGCCAGAACCUCUUCUUCGCUCAAAGCUCUCAUACAUUUUCUCAGAACAGCAAAAGCCGUGAGCAAGAUUUUCCUUCAAUUUCUCACUAAUUGUCCCGCAAACAAUAACUUCGUCAGCAAUGACCGGCAAAUCUCAGCCAUAUUCAUGGACUCGACUGCUUUUCAACCAAUCCCUCAGAAACCCUACUAAAGCCCCUCUUUUAUCUUCCUGGAAAAUCUCAACUUUCCCGCAUUUUCCCACCAGCCAAACACCCCAAAUCCCUAUUCCACCAAAUACCCAACUCCCAAAUGCAUCCCAACGAAACCCCACCAAACCCAUUUUCUCAUUUUCUCGGAAAGUCUCAACUUUUGGUCUCUUUCGCACAAACCAAACGCCAAGAAGCCAUUUUUCCACUUAUUCCAGAGCCGCUCAAGAGCUGAUUGCGGAGCUUGAGCGCGAGAAGCAGAGAGAGAGAGAGGCGUGGAAGAAGGCUGGAUUGGAUACCAAAGAUAUUGAUGCAGAAGAUGAGGAGGAUUACAUGGGUGUGGGGCCUUUGAUAGAGAAGCUUGAGAAGGAGAAAUUGAAGAUCACUGAGGACUUGAACUUGUAUGAAGAGCCCACGGAUUCGGAGAGUGAUGAAGAUGAUGAGAGGUUCUCAAGAGAUGCAGUGAAUAAGAGAUUUCAGUUGUUUGAGAAGAAGUUUAAAAGGCAUGAAGAGUUGCUUCAUGGCUUCGCUGAUGCCGAGACGCUUGAUGAAGCUUUCAAGUGGAUGAACAAAAUUGACAAAUUUGAGCAAAAGCAUUUUGCUCUUCGCCCUGAAUACAGGGUCAUUGGUGACUUGAUGAAUCGUCUGAAAGUUGCUGAAGGCAAGGAUAAAUUCAUCCUUCAACAAAAGCUUAAUAGAGCUAUGAGGUUGGUGGAAUGGAAGGAAGCUUAUGAUCCAAAUAAUCCUGCCAAUUAUGGAGUAGUGCGUCAUGAGCAGGUUGGUCCAGAUGUUGAGGCCUUUAACGAUUCUGGAUUUGAACAACAGAAGAGAAUGAUACAAGGUGGGGUUGAUGAAGAUGAGAUAGAGUUUGAUGACAUGAAAGAGAGAGAUGAUAUGUUGCUAGAACAACUCAAUGCUAUUGACAAGAAACUUGAAGAGAAGCUAGCUGAGUUGGACCAUACAUUUGGAAAGAAAGGAAAGCUUCUAGAGGAAGAGAUUAGAGAUCUAGCAGGGGAGAGAAACUCUUUGACGGAGAAGAAAAGAAGACCUCUAUAUAGAAAAGGAUUUGAUGUUAAACUAAUAGAUGUUAAUAGAACUUGUAAAGUUACCAAGGGAGGGCAAGUGGUCAAAUACACUGUUAUGUUAGCUUGUGGGAACUUUCACGGUGUUAUUGGGUUUGCCAAAGCCAAAGGCCCAAAAGUUCCUGUUGCUCUUCAGAAGGCAUAUGAGAAAUGCUUCCAAAAUCUCCACUAUGUGGAGCGACACGAGGAUCAUACAAUUGCACAUGCGAUACAGACAGAAUACAAGAAAACUAAGGUGUAUUUGUGGCCUGCGCCAACUACAACGGGUAUGAAAGCUGGAAGAACUGUCCAAACAAUUCUGAAUUUAGCUGGAUUCAAAAAUGUGAAAUCUAAGGUUGUCGGCUCAAGGAAUCCACAUAAUACUGUGAAGGCACUAUUCAAAGCAUUGAAUGCUAUUGAAACUCCAAAGGAUGUGCAAGAGAAGUUUGGUCGGACUGUUGUGGAGAAGUACCUGCUAUGAUCAUUGUGCUUGAUACCUUUCCGUGUAAUUUUCCAAUAGAAAUUACGAAUUGGUUGAGAAAAUGAAAAAUUUUUGUCUCAUUGUCAAUUUUUCUUCCGGUAAACAAGGUAGGUGUUUUUGCUACAACAGUUACGGUCUCAAAUUUGGUUCUGUUGACAGUUUUACCAAUAAAAUCAGUCACAAGGAAGCUUGUAGUUUAGCUUCUUCAGAAAA
Molecule: messenger RNA, 2478 nt
Organism: Mangifera indica (mango)
Lineage: Eukaryota; Viridiplantae; Streptophyta; Magnoliopsida; Sapindales; Anacardiaceae
Exons: 13
Coding region: 658-2265 (535 amino acids)
Biological process (GO): translation
Cellular component (GO): mitochondrial small ribosomal subunit; ribosome
Molecular function (GO): RNA binding; structural constituent of ribosome
Source: RefSeq, a predicted model, not a curated record